AUGCUACCAAGGAUACUGAUGUGGAUACAAGUGGCCGCGAUUGUACUACUUUGUUGCAGCCAUCAGUCAUGUAGUAUAAAGUUAACGUUGGACAGCUUUGAGCAAACGCUUGGUACCGAUGUUAUGUGGCUCGAUCUGCGAGUGAGAAAGUAUAACCGAACAUGCUCGGUAAUCAACGGUACUAUUCACAUCCUGCAGGAACAUAACAACGACUAUCGGUUUGAUUUGGACAUAUUUUACAGUCGACUUGGCAAUCAACAGUUCAACCAUAUGCCAAUAAAACUUCCCAGCUCGGGAAUAUGUGAUUUGAUCGAACAUAUGUACGCAAACUAUCGGGACCAGAUGUCAAUUAUUGUGAAUGGACCAGUGGAAGGAGAGUGUCCGAUGAGAAUACGUGAAAUGUAUAUAUUUGAUACCGAAUUCCCUACCGAAGUCAUACCACGCGCAUUAAUUAGAAAUGGACUGUGGAAGGCGUUAGUGAGGUGCUAUCUCGAUGAAAAGGAGAUCAUGAGUUACAAUGUAGUUUUAAAGGCUAGCGAUGACUUAUAA
Anopheles moucheti is the source of this 549-nucleotide messenger RNA. RefSeq lists its product as uncharacterized. The record is from RefSeq and is a predicted model, not a curated record. The transcript has 2 exons. Lineage: Eukaryota; Metazoa; Arthropoda; Insecta; Diptera; Culicidae. Bases 1 to 549 code for a protein of 182 amino acids.